Messenger RNA from Mauremys reevesii (Reeves's turtle), 5056 nucleotides. RefSeq names its product PR/SET domain 10 (gene PRDM10). Gene Ontology annotation, biological process: cell fate commitment; regulation of transcription by RNA polymerase II. The record is from RefSeq and is a predicted model, not a curated record. NCBI's taxonomy places the organism in Eukaryota, Metazoa, Chordata, Testudines, Geoemydidae. Gene Ontology annotation, molecular function: DNA-binding transcription factor activity; histone deacetylase binding; RNA polymerase II cis-regulatory region sequence-specific DNA binding. The transcript is spliced from 23 exons. Gene Ontology annotation, cellular component: nucleus; cytoplasm. The coding region runs from base 231 to 3857 and encodes 1208 amino acids.
CUUGUUGUUUUAGUCGCACCCAAGAUGGCGCCGGAGCCGGCGGCUCCUUAGCGCUGGGGCCGGGACAAACCGUUCGCUCCCGCGGGUGGGGGGGAGUAGGGCGCUGUCAUUCCCCCCCCCUCUCGCAGGAGAGCCAUGUUACAGAAGAUCACCUUGUCUCGUGUGAGUAGAGACAUAGCGAACAGAUGAAUCUAUUCAGCCGAGCACUGCUCCAGUAAUUAGCUAUCACCAUGGAGCACCACAGCAGGGACGAGAUGGACUCGAAAGAGGAAAGUCCACAGGUGUGGUCUGAAUCUGCUGAGCAGGAACAGAAUACUGCUCAGGUGCACUUUGUCCCUGAAGGUGGAGCAGUGGCACAAAUUGUGUACAGUGAUGAUCAGGACCGUCCCCCGCAGCAGGUGGUCUACACAGCAGAUGGCACCUCUUACACCUCAGUGGACACCUCGGAGCACACGUUGGUUUACAUCCAUCCUGUGGAGGCUACGCAGUCUCUGUUUACAGACCCGUCCCAAGUGGCUUAUGUCCAGCAGGAUGCCACAACACAGCAGGUAACUGUGCUCUUGCCUGCUGCUGCUCAGAGCAUGAAUUCCACCAACCUCUCCGUGCUCGGCAACGUUGCCGAAUCCCCACAGCAAAUGGCUCUGGAGCAGGGUCCACAAGCAGACAGAGCAUCAUUACCAGUGCAUAACCAGGUAUUACCUCCUAUGGAGGCAGUGGAUGGUUCUGAUCCUUUAGCACCUCUGCAGAACCCAAUGGGGAGGAUGGAAACGAAAGAGGAAGAUGAUGACGACGACGAGGAUGAUGAAGAUGAAGACGAAGACGGGGAGGACACCGACUUGGAUGAAUGGGACCCAGAUCCACCUCGACCCUUUGACCCCCAUGAUCUGUGGUGUGAAGAGUGUAAUAACGCGCAUCCCUCAGUGUGUCCGAAACAUGGACCUUUGCACCCAAUCCCAAACCGGCCAGUGCUGACCAGAGCAAGAGCCAGCCUCCCCCUGGUGCUCUACAUAGACAGGUUCCUGGGGGGAGUGUUCUCCAAAAGACGCAUUCCCAAACGCACACAGUUUGGCCCCGUGGAGGGACCGCUGGUCAGACAAAUGGAACUGAAAGACUGCUACAUUCAUUUAAAGGUGUCUCUUGAGAAGGGUGACAGAAAAGACAGGGAUUUACAAGAGGAUCUGUGGUUUGAGCUGUCCAGUGAGGCGCUUUGUAACUGGAUGAUGUUUGUGCGUCCAGCCCAGAACCACCUGGAGCAGAACCUGGUGGCAUACCAGUAUGGCCACCAUAUUUAUUAUACAACAAUUAAGAAUGUGGAGCCCAAACAGGAACUGAAGGUGUGGUAUGCAGCCUCCUAUGCAGAGUUUGUGAACCAGAAGAUCCAUGACAUAUCUGAGGAGGAAAGGAAAGUUCUCCGAGACCAAGAGAAGAACUGGCCAUGUUAUGAAUGUAAUCGUCGCUUCAUGAGCUCAGAACAGCUCCAACAACACCUCAACUCCCAUGAUGAGAAGCUGGACUUCUUUAGCAGAGCAAGAGGCAGAGGUCGCGGGCGAGGAAAGAGGAGGUUUGGGCCAGGCAGACGGCCAGGGCGCCCCCCGAAAUUCAUGCGCUUGGAAGUAACCAGUGAAAAUGGGGAAAAGUGUGAAGAAGGAACUCAGGACUUGCUGAAUUUUUCCAGCAAGGGGCAGUUUGAUGAGGCUGGACAAGCCACACUGAAUGGGCUGGAACAGCAGGAGCAGACCCCAGUGCCACCAGAGACGCAGUCGGCACUGGAUCAACAGCCAGAAGGCCAUCCAAUGCAACUCCAGCAGCAGCAACAUGAUGAGAACCCGGUGCCUAUGCAGAGCACCAUGACAGCAGAUGACAUGCGGCGAGCAAAGCGCAUUCGGAAUGCUGCUCUUCAGCAUCUGUUCAUCCGAAAGUCCUUCCGUCCGUUCAAAUGCCUGCAGUGUGGGAAGGCGUUCCGGGAGAAGGACAAGCUGGAUCAGCACCUGCGAUUCCAUGGGCGGGAGGGGAACUGCCCUCUGACCUGCGACAUCUGCAAUAAGGGUUUUAUCAACAGCGGCGCCCUGGAGAGUCACAUGAAGUUCCACUUGGACCAGAAAACAUAUUCCUGUAUUUUCUGUCCUGAGUCUUUUGACCGCUUGGACCUGCUCAAAGAUCACGUGGCAAUCCACGUCAAUGAUGGCUAUUUCACCUGCCCCACCUGUAAAAAGCGCUUUCCUGAUUUUAUCCAGGUGAAGAAGCAUGUGCGCAGCUUCCAUUCAGAAAAGAUUUACCAGUGUACGGAAUGCGACAAGGCUUUCUGCCGUCCCGACAAGCUGCGGCUCCACAUGCUGCGACACUCGGACCGCAAGGACUUCCUGUGCUCCACCUGUGGCAAGCAGUUCAAGAGGAAAGACAAGCUCCGGGAGCACAUGCAAAGGAUGCAUAAUCCAGAAAGAGAAGCUAAGAAAGCUGAUCGAAUCAGCCGCUCCAAAACCUUCAAGCCUCGGAUAGCUUCCACCGACUACGAGAGCUUCAUGUUCAAAUGCCGACUGUGCAUGAUGGGCUUCCGGAGGAGAGGCAUGUUGGUGAAUCAUUUAUCAAAGCGACAUCCAGACAUGAAAAUAGAGGAGGUGCCAGAGCUAACAUUGCCCAUCAUCAAACCCAACAGAGAUUACUUCUGUCAGUACUGUGAUAAGGUGUACAAGAGUGCCAGCAAACGCAAAGCCCAUAUUCUGAAGAACCAUCCCGGUGCUGAGCUACCGCCGAGUAUCCGGAAACUGCGCCCAGCGGGACCGGGAGAGCCAGACCCCAUGCUGAGUACUCACACCCAGCUCACGGGCACAAUAGCCACUCCACCAGUCUGUUGUCCUCACUGUUCCAAACAGUACAGCAGUAAGACCAAGAUGGUACAACACAUUCGCAAGAAGCACCCUGAGUUUGCUCAGCUCCCUAACACGAUACACACGCCCUUGGCAGCAGCUGUCAUCAGUUCCACCCCUGCAGUUUUAACCACUGACAGCACUACCGGAGAGACCGUCGUGACAACAGAUCUGCUGACGCAAGCAAUGACAGAACUGUCCCAGACCCUGACGACAGACUAUCGAACCCCACAGGGAGAUUAUCAGCGAAUCCAGUACAUCCCUGUGUCACAAUCCACAGCUGGCCUGCAGCAGCCCCAGCACAUACAGCUGCAGGUUGUGCAAGUGGCCCAGGCUACCUCACCUCACCAGUCCCAGCAUUCCACGGUGGACGUUGGACAGCUGCAUGACCCCCAGACGUACACCCAGCAUGCCAUCCAGGUGCAGCAUAUCCAGGUCACAGAGCCAGCCCCAACAACUCAAUCAUCAUCACAGGUGGGAGCUCAGCCACUGAGUCCGUCAUCUCAACAGUCUCAGCAGGAACUCAGCCCCUCCCAAAUGCAAACGACGACGUCAGCACCAAGCCAAACUCUCCAGCAACAGCAAGGAUCCUCAGUCCAGCACACGUAUCUACCCAGCACAUGGAACUCAUUUCGUAGCUACCCAUCGGAAAUUCAGAUGAUGGCCAUCCCACAGGGGCAGUAUGUGAUUGCAGAGACAGCGGUAGGCACUCCUGUCACCACAGUGAACACAGGGCAAGUGAAAGCAGUCACCCAGACCCAUUAUGUGAUAUCUGAAGGUCAACCCGAUCUGGAUGUAAAACAGAACUCUUCACUCUCCAGUGGGGUGCAGGUGGGUGUGUCUCAGCCAUCAGCACACUGUGACCCCUUGGAAUCACAAACAACCAAUCAACAGCAAACCACACAGUACAUCAUCACUACAACCACCAAUGGGAAUGGGGGCAGUGAAGUGCACAUCACUAAACCAAGAACUUUCUCCACAGAGCAGGAAUGAAGAAAUCCCAUUGUGUCACCUGACUUUAAGGACAACCUCUCCCCCAAAACAUCUGGGUGUCCUGGAGCUCUUAUGUUUUAAAGUAUUCAUUCACAUAACUUCAGCUAGAAUCUUGGAGCUCUUGCUGAUGCUUUAUAAGGGGGUUUAGGUCGCAGCAACAACUAAAAAAUACCCUCAAAACCCUUUGGGAAUGGUGCCAUCUUAUGCAAAUCUUCAAGAAAAAGGAAAAAAUGAGAAGCGGAAACUGUGCUUGCCCAGAACUUUACUUUUUGGCAUGUCUGAUGACCCUUAUUUUUCCUUUGUGGAAGUAUCACAGUAUACAACAUUUAUUAUAAAAGUGGGGGAAAAUACUUGCCAAACAAAUAGCUAAUGGCAGAUUAUGCCCCAUGUACAUUUCUACCAUCUACAGUUAAACAAAAAGACAUCAUGUAAACUGCCUGUGGUAUUCGCUGUAUGUCAGAACUGCUCCCUGUGUCUUUAUUUUUAAAUGGCCAAGGAAGAAGGGAAUACACCAGCUAGAUAAAGAGCAGACCACCUGGAAAGAAGGAGCAGCGGCAAAUCGGUGACUCCUUGUAUGCACGUGAGUGUGAGAGGGACAGAUGUAACAAUGAAGCUGUGAAACUGUGCAGAAGCAGUCAAUUAAAUUAUUAUUUAGCAACCUUUUAGAACUGUUUACAUGCUGUCUGCGCUGCCCUGCCAAGAAGUUCUGGGGAGAAGGAAAGAUGCAGUCUUGAAACCUCAAUGUUUGGAAUUGAAAUCCUAAUAGCACAUGACGGUAACACUGAGCCUAUACUGUGUUUUUCCCUACACUCACAGGGAACUCUUCUUUUCCCUUGUAAACCAAUAAAAGGCUCGGUAAUGUUUAAACCUCUAUAGUAGCUUUGUGCUGUGACCCCUAAUGAUGGUUGUAUGAAGAGAGAAUGGGGGGAGGGAGUUCAAAGAAAUUGAUUUUUUUUAAAAAAACUUUUCUUUGGUAGUUUUAAAGUAAAAAGGCACUCUGAACGCUGUGCCUUACAAUUGCUGUUUGAAACUCACUUUAACCUGCAAUGUCAGCAGAGAACUUUUGUAACCUGCUCCCUGUGUACACACUUUUUGCAGACGUGGUAUACUUAUCUCUAGGGCUGCCUCAAAAUUUAAUUUCUUUUCUCUGUGAAGGUUGAAUGGAAAGUUGGUUGCUCUGAUAAAGUUGGUUGCUCUGA